AUAGUCUUCGUAACAAAUACCACAAAAAUUUCAUAUCAUGGGAAGUUUAGAUGCCAAACCAGCUGGAACACAAGAACCUGACAUCAAUGAUCAAGCUCAACUAUGGAAUAUAAUCUAUGGUUUUCGUGGUUCUCUUGUUCUUCGUUGCGCAGUAGAGAUUGGAAUUGCAGAUAUUAUCAAAAACAAUAAUGGGUCAAUCACACUUGCACAGCUUGCAUCAAAACUUUCAAUUCCAAAUGUCAAUUCUGAUCACUUGUACAGAAUACUGAGAUUCUUAGUACACAUGAAUAUUUUGGAACAUGAAAUUUGUAAUGGUGGAGUUGAUAAGGUUUACUCACUUAAACCAAUUGGUACUUUACUUUUAAGAGAUGCAGAAAGAAGUAUGGUACCAAUAAUAUUAGGCCUAACUCAUAAAGAUUUCAUGGUUCCAUGGAAGUUUAUGAAAGAAGGUUUAGCAACUGAAGGUACAACAGCAUUUGAGAUAGCUAUGGGAAUGCCAAUAUGGAAGUUUUUAGAAGGUCAUCCUGAUCAAAGUCAGUUAUUUAAUGAAGAAAUGGCUGGAGAAACAAGACUUUUAACUAGAACUCUAUUUGAAGAUUGUAAAGAUAUUUUUCAAGAUUUGGAUUCUCUGGUUGAUGUUGGUGGAGGAAAUGGCACAACAAUUAUGGCAAUCUAUGAAGCUUUUCCUCAUAUUAAAUGUACGCUUAACAUAGUUGACAAAUGCAAUUAAUUCAUUUGAAAAGUAGCUCAAAAUAACAACUGCCACUUGGUUCGCAAAUUAAAAAACUAAUCAUGAAAGUAAAAUAAAAAGAAUCAGAUGCUUUCAUAUAGUAUAUAUAAACGUAUAUAAUUUUAGGAUAUGCUAAGACUUUCUCGGCAUGGAGGCGUCAUCUAAGCUCAGAUCCGCUUCUUUGAGUUCGGAUCCGAAUCUGGAUGCAUUCUUUUAUAGUUUUAUGUUAGAGAUAAUAUUCUGUAAAAAAAAUAUUUCGAUGUUUUGAUUGCUUUCUGAUUGACAAU
Papaver somniferum (opium poppy) is the source of this 1017-nucleotide messenger RNA. RefSeq names its product 3'-hydroxy-N-methyl-(S)-coclaurine 4'-O-methyltransferase 2-like. The coding region runs from base 38 to 730 and encodes 230 amino acids. Lineage: Eukaryota; Viridiplantae; Streptophyta; Magnoliopsida; Ranunculales; Papaveraceae. Gene Ontology annotation, molecular function: protein dimerization activity; O-methyltransferase activity; S-adenosylmethionine-dependent methyltransferase activity. The transcript has a single exon. The record is from RefSeq and is a predicted model, not a curated record. Gene Ontology annotation, biological process: methylation.